This is a messenger RNA of Pseudogymnoascus destructans, 336 nucleotides long. RefSeq lists its product as uncharacterized. The record is from RefSeq and is a predicted model, not a curated record. NCBI's taxonomy places the organism in Eukaryota, Fungi, Ascomycota, Leotiomycetes, Thelebolales, Thelebolaceae. The transcript has a single exon. Gene Ontology annotation, molecular function: protein binding. Bases 1 to 336 code for a protein of 111 amino acids.
AUGGCCGAGUUGUAUGUACUGGAUCCUGACGGCGAUCUCAUCGUUACACACCGUGCUUCGAGAGGUCCGUUCGCGCCCUGGAACCGCAGCGAAGGACCGUCGGACAUCCAAGAUGGCGAACCAUUACCUCCACCUGAAUUAUGGUUCAAAGUCUCUUCGAAACACUUGGCUCUGGCUUCUCCGCGCUUUAAGAAGAUGCUGGCAGGACCCUAUAAAGAAGCAAACCUCCCUUGCCCUGAAGUGACCAUAGAGGAGUUCGAUUCGGAGGCCCUCAAGAUCCUGCUCAAUAUCAUUCAUGGGAAAAACAGCAAGGUUCCCCGAUCCCUCAGCCUCUAG